Molecule: messenger RNA, 336 nt
Organism: Puccinia graminis f. sp. tritici CRL 75-36-700-3
Lineage: Eukaryota; Fungi; Basidiomycota; Pucciniomycetes; Pucciniales; Pucciniaceae
Exons: 3
Coding region: 1-336 (111 amino acids)
Source: RefSeq, a predicted model, not a curated record
AUGACCACCUUCCAGAUCAAAAACCCCCAGGGUUUUUGGGAGUUGUUACUCCAAAAUCCCAGUGGGGUUUGGAAGUCAGGACAAAGAUGUAUAAAUGAGUUAACUUCAAACUUGAAAGUGGCCCCAGGCACCCCAGACCAACCAAACCCACCCAGAGCCCCCCAGAACACCCAAAACACCCAAAACACCCAAAAUAGCCUUCACCAAUACCAUGUCCGCCAGCCCCCCAAAGAAGACCCCCUAGUCCACCCAAUCAGCUACCCAUCCCCCCAGGACCUCAAGAUGCACCCCAAGAAGACCCCUCAAGCCCCUGAAGAAGAUCCAUCAGCCCCUUAA